This is a messenger RNA of Humulus lupulus (European hop), 1446 nucleotides long. RefSeq names its product nudix hydrolase 16, mitochondrial. Bases 635 to 1195 code for a protein of 186 amino acids. Gene Ontology annotation, cellular component: nucleus; cytoplasm. The transcript is spliced from 4 exons. NCBI's taxonomy places the organism in Eukaryota, Viridiplantae, Streptophyta, Magnoliopsida, Rosales, Cannabaceae. Gene Ontology annotation, molecular function: pyrophosphatase activity. The record is from RefSeq and is a predicted model, not a curated record.
GUGAAUUGGAAAUGGAAGACACCAAAGUAACCGACCAAAGCAGAGCAGCAGGCUAAUGUGAUGAUCCACGAGUGCUGACCAAAUAAAGAGAGAGACGCUUAGUUUCACAAACAAACUGAUUCCCCCAUUCCUAUAGUAUUCCCAAUCACAAUCACAAACUCCGUCCCCGUCCCGAUCCAGGCCAGGCCUCUCUUUCUCUCUUUCUUUUUCGUAAUAUUAAAUUAAAAUAGAUUUGAAAAUUAAAAUAAGAAGGAAGGAAAACCGGGUACCGUCUAGGUUGGUGUACGGGCUAGUUCAUGUUUGAUGGGCGCGAAAGUUGAGAAGUUGCGAUGAAACUGCGCUAAUGCGGCAGGUCCCUUCCUCAGGAAUCACUCCCAUUCGUCUAUUCUCUUCCUUUCUCCCCCUUUCACAAUUUUAGAUUUAGAGAGAGAAACUUCUAUUAAGAGUUCUUUUGUUUUUUAUUUGUAAUAGAGAGAGAGAGAGAGAGAGAGAGAGAGAAUAUGGUUCAGAUCGCUGUUUAUCGUCUUCCUUUUGACCCUCAUUUUCAAGCUUAUUUUACCUUUUGAAAAAUCUCAAUAUCAACUCGCACGAAUUUGAGAGAGAGAGAGAGAGAAGUUGUUUCGUUUAGGGCCAAAUGGCGGAGUUGGUCGCUCGUACUGGUCGUCAAUUGCAGCGAUACAAAGACGGUUGUCGUCUCAUCGCCGGGUGUAUUCCUUUCAGGUAUAGAAACUGUGUUGAAAAUGAUGAUGCCACUUAUGAAAAGGUUGUGGAGGUACUAAUGAUCAACUCAACUAGUGGACCUAAUCUUGUGUUUCCAAAGGGUGGCUGGGAAAACGAUGAAACAGUUGAGCAAGCUGCAGUUCGCGAAGCCGUGGAAGAAGCUGGAGUUAGAGGGGAUUUAAUGCACUUUUUGGGUUACUACAGUUUCAAGAGCAAAACCCUGCAAGAUGAGUUUUGCCCUGAAGGUUUGUGCAGAGCUGCCAUGUUUGCUUUGCUUGUAAAGGAGGAGCUCCAGUCUUGGCCAGAGCAAAGCACUCGACAAAGAAGCUGGCUGACCAUCCCGGAAGCCACAGAGCGUUGCCGGCAUCAGUGGAUGCGAAUGGCCCUCGAGGAAGGUUUCUUGAAAUGGCAUGAAGAUACUUCAAAAGGAGAAAAUAAUCUGAUUUCAUCCAAUUUAUCUCCAGAGCAGGAUUGAUCUCACAUGAGUAUCUUUCAGGAACUGAACUUUAAGUGUUUUUUCAAUUUCAAAGUUAGAUAGGCCAGAUUAAGGAUAUCAAAACAAGUGUUAAUCCUUUUUAGGUGUUUUGCUUUUUGCUGUUCUUUUCUUUUAACGUUUAAUCAUUUUGUUUCGUAAUCAAGUCUAAAAAUGACAGAACUAGAGGUUCAAGAAAUGAGGGAAAAAAAAGCCAAAAAAAAUGAUCUAUUCUUUUGCCUAGAGGUAAGCCA